Brenthis ino (lesser marbled fritillary) is the source of this 837-nucleotide messenger RNA. NCBI's taxonomy places the organism in Eukaryota, Metazoa, Arthropoda, Insecta, Lepidoptera, Nymphalidae. The record is from the annotation of a GenBank genome assembly.
AUGAAAUCUUGUAUGACAAAAAAUUUAGAAUAUAUUAAUGGAAAUAAAGAAAACAGAAUACAUGAUGAAAAAAAAAAUUUUGACAAUGAAAAUGACAAUAAUGAAUCUAUAAUAAAUCCUGACUACGGAGACCUAUAUAUUCUUGGCAGAAUAUGGAUAGAUGUUUUGAAAACAGCUCUAGUGGGUGAAAAUCUUAAACUAAUUCCAGUUGUUGAAGCAGCAAAAAAGACCCCUGCAGAUCUUUUAGGGUCACCAAAAAGGCCACCCCCAAUGAAAUACACAGACUUAUCUUUAUACGAAUGUCCACAUUAUGAAUAUAAAGACUACGUUGAAAGUACAGAGAAAUGUCCAGAUGCAAACGUCAAAUUAUUACAUAGAUACUUGCUCCCACAUAUUAAAACUUACAGGAAGAAAGCAGCAGAUUGUGCUGGUGAAAUAAGAUCAAAAGUAAAACAACAGUGUGCAAGCACUUGUGCUACAAUUCGAGACGCCAAAAAACAAUUUAAAGACAACAUGAGGGAUUCUAAUAACUUGCCUAUCAGACAGGCAGUGGUAGCUGUAAGUGGAGUCGCAGGAUUCUUUCUAGGGGGUGGUGGUGGUAUUCCAAAACGUCUCUUCUUCACAACUCUUGGAUUUCUAACAGGAGGAUCAUUAUGCUUCCCUAAGGAAACUGAUGAAGUGUUCAGAAAUGUUACGUAUUGUGCUGGAAAAAAAUUCUUAGAAAUGUACAAUAUGUUGUGUGGCACGGGUGUAGUGUUGAGAGAGAAGCUUCCAUGUAAAGAAGACAUGCCACCCCCUCCUCCAGUAAGAAAACCAAUUGUAUGUCCACCAAAGAAA